UUACGUGUAUAGACGAUCUCCGUACGAGUCCAUAGUAUGUGCGUCGAAGAAAAACCUCUCUCUCCCACUGGCUUCUAUGAGUGAGCUUUCCGACACUUUCCGCUCUCGUGACCGACUGCCGUGUCCGAAAUAGUCGCGUUCGGUUCCGUCCUUGUCGCUCUCCACUUGCGUUCGUUUAUGGUUACAUUUGUGCCUCUUGUAAACCGUAGCUGCUGGUCUUUUGAGGCUAGCUGGCUAGCAGAGCCUUGACGGACGGAGGAGGCAGGAUCCAGCUGGUCGGACAGCGCAGCGUAGCUCCACACCAACGUUAGCAAAACAAGCUAAUUAGCCUCAAAGGCUCACCGUGGAUUACUGUCCACAAUCAAACGCCGAUCCGGAGUUUAAGGUUCACGAGUACGAGGCAAAAUGAAGAUAACUGUGGAUUUCGAGGAAUGUUUGAAGGACUCCCCACGGUUCAGCACUUUUAAAAAGCAUGGUCUUUGACGACUGCCACCUUGCUAUUUUUGGUCUCUCAAGAAAGCUGAAGCCAGCCAAGCAGGCAGGGAAAACAAACUCACAGGGCAAUAUGUUGCAAUCGCCAUCGGAGCAAAGCGACCAUAGAGGACGUGGAGGGGGAUGUGUGUGAGUUGGAAUCGAAGCUCGAUAAACUGGUGAAGUUGUGUAUCGGGAUGAUAGAUGCUGGGAAAGCUUACAAUGCUGCCAACAAACAGUUUGUCAACGGGAUCCGGGAGCUUGCCCUGCAAUCUACCAAAGAUGAAGUCAUCGAGUCCAGUCUUUCCAAGUUUGCAGAAAGCCUUCAGGAGAUGAUCAACUAUCAUACGAUACUAUUCGAUCAGGCCCAGAGAUCAAUCAAGACCCAGCUUCAAACAUUUGUAAAAGAUGACCUACGUAAAUUUAAAGAAGCCAAGAAGCAGUUUGACAAGGUGAGUGAAGAAAAGGAUGCAGCGCUGAUCAAAAAUGCCCAGGCUCCCCGCAACAAGCAGCACGAAGUGGAAGAGGCUACCAACAUCCUUACCGCCACGCGCAAGUGCUUCCGACACAUCGUUCUCGACUAUGUUUUGCAGAUUAACGUGCUACAGUCCAAGAGAAGAUCGGAAAUCCUCAAAUCUAUGCUGUCCUUCAUGUAUGCCCACCUGACUUUUUUCCACCAAGGCUAUGACCUCUUCAGUGAGUUACAGCCUCUAAUGAAACAGCUCGGAGGACAGUUGGACCAGCUGGUUGUGGAUGCUGCCAAAGAGAAGCGGGACAUGGAGCAAAAACACUCCACCAUCCAGCAAAAGGCUGCUUUGCAGGAGAUGACGGAGUUGGACUCAGACCACCGAAACUUUUGUGCUUGGAGGUCAUCCUCCGACUUCUCUAAUGACGACACCAAGUUGGAAUACAACGUGGAUGCGGAGAACGGCAUCGCCAUGGAGGGUUAUCUUUUUAAGAGGGCCAGCAAUGCCUUCAAGACAUGGAAUCGACGGUGGUUCUCCAUCCAAAACAAUCAGCUGGUUUACCAGAAGAAAUUCAAGGACAACCCGACGGUGGUCGUGGAAGACCUGAGGCUUUGCACGGUCAAACACUGUGAAGAUUUGGAGCGCCGCUUUUGUUUCGAGGUGGUGUCACCCACCAAGAGCUGCAUGAUGCAAGCAGACUCUGAGAAGUUGCGACAGGCGUGGAUCAAAGCAGUCCAGAACAGCAUCGCCACUGCCUUCCGCGACAAGGGAGAUGACGCUGAGAAGCUGGACAGGAAAUCUUCCACAUCAACAGGGAGCUUAGACUCGGGUGGGGAACCCAAGGAGAGAUCGCUAAAAGGGGAGAGCGCCCUGCAGAAAGUCAUCGCCAUCCCGGGCAACGCGUGUUGCUGUGACUGCGGCCAGCCAGAUCCACGCUGGGCCAGCAUCAAUCUCGGCAUCACCCUUUGUAUCCAAUGCUCUGGAAUUCACAGGAGUCUGGGAGUUCAUUUCUCAAAGGUCCGGUCGCUGACUUUGGAUUCAUGGGAGCCAGAACUGCUUAAGCUAAUGUGUGAACUUGGAAACGGGGUUAUUAACCAGAUAUAUGAGGCUCGGCGAGAGGAACUGGGAGCGAGAAAACCACAGCCAGGAGACCCAAGACAUGAAGUGGAGGCCUACAUCAAAGCCAAAUAUGUGGAUCGCAGGUUCGUGCGCAGGCCGUCUGAUGAGGAGCUUCGGAGCAAGGUGGUGUCCCUCAGCAAACAGGAGAAGAGACUUAGCAGCAGCUCUGAGCAGCUGCCCCCAAGACCGCCGCCGCCCACACCCAAACUGCGACCCGGCUCCAACGCAUCUGGACAGUCAGCUGUUGCCAGUGGCUCGGAGGCCCGGCGGGACUCUCUCUUCUGUCCUGACGAGCUUCAUUCACUCUUCUCCUACUUUGACAACUCCUCCAAGCUCAGGAGCAUCAAAAGCGCCGACAGUGGAAUCCAGCAUAGUGCUGAUGGCAGCAGGGAAAUGCUGGCCACCACCCCCUCUAAUAGUAGUUUGGCCGAUGCAGAUAUUGCUGAGCCUCCGCCCAUGCCCAUGCCAGCCACUCUGCCGCCACCAUCACCUUGUAAGGAGACCGUGUUCUCCGAGCCCAAGGAGUACAGUUCAGGUCUUCAGCUCUACUGGGCUUCGUGUGCCCGCAGUCUACCUGACAUGGCUGAGGCACUGGCCCACGGAGCCCAAGUCAACUGGGUCAACACCGAAGACGACAAGAGAACACCGCUCAUCAUGGCAGUGCGGGGGGGCUCAUUGGUGACCUGCGAGUUUUUGCUCCAAAAUGCGGCCAACGUAAAUCAGCAGGAUGCUCAAGGUCGAGGACCUCUGCACCACGCCACCAUGCUGGGACGCACAGGGCAAGUGUGUUUAUUCUUGAAGAGAGGAGCCAAUCAAAACGCUGCAGACAUUGAGGAGAAAACACCGCUGGCCAUCGCGGUGGAAGCGGCUAAUGCAGACAUUGUUACAUUGCUGCGAUUGGCCAAGAUGAACGAGGAGAUGCGCGAGGCAGAGGGCCCCUACAGCCAGACAGGAGAUGAAACCUACCAGGACAUCUUCCAGGACUUCACCCACAUGGCCUCCAAUGACCCGGACAAGCUGAACCGCUACCAGCAAUACGACCCCCAGAGACCCUGACGACGAACACCCCUUUGGCCCUUUGCGUUUGAUUCCAAUGUCUGACAUCAAAUUGAAUUCUUUGGACGUGGCGAUGCCUGCUUGUAAGCACAGGCUGAGCAUUAAAGCGAAGGACCGGUGUUGGACGCCGACCUUAAGUCAA
Messenger RNA from Hippocampus comes (tiger tail seahorse), 3255 nucleotides. RefSeq names its product arf-GAP with coiled-coil, ANK repeat and PH domain-containing protein 2. Gene Ontology annotation, molecular function: GTPase activator activity; protein binding. Gene Ontology annotation, cellular component: cytoplasm. Bases 669 to 3113 code for a protein of 814 amino acids. The transcript is spliced from 27 exons. NCBI's taxonomy places the organism in Eukaryota, Metazoa, Chordata, Actinopteri, Syngnathiformes, Syngnathidae. The record is from RefSeq and is a predicted model, not a curated record.